AAGAUCAACAGUUCAAUAUCAGGCCUCAAUGAUAAUGUUUUACAAAUGUUUUCUGUUCUCUCUGUAUUUGGUCCCAGGCAUGGAUCCAAACGGCACGCAUCCAAACGGCACAGAUGGGGCCAAGUCUACAGACGGACUUGGUAGAAGUCCUGCAGGCAUGAUCCUUCUCUCUCUCACUCUGUCUGUGCUGGCUGUACUAACCACAGCAAUCAACUCCUUAGUUAUCAGUGCCAUCAUUGUCACUCGCAAACUUCACCACCCUGCCAACUACCUUAUUUGCUCUCUGGCUGUGACGGACCUGCUGGUGGCCAUCCUGGUCAUGCCCUUCAGCAUCCUCUACAUUGUGAAGGAGACGUGGGUCAUGGGUGAGGUGAUGUGCACCAUCUGGCUCAGCACUGACAUAACCUGCUGCACAUGCUCCAUUUUGCACUUGGCGGCUAUUGCUGUGGAUCGUUAUCGCGCCAUCACAGAUGCUGUGGCAUACUCCAGGAAGAGGACGUCUCUAAGGUCUGCUGUCACGAUUAGUGUCGUGUGGCUUCUGUCCGUUCUCAUUUCCCUACCUCCAAUGCUCUGGAGACACCACAAAAAAGAACAGGAGAACGAAUGCCUCAUAAAGCAUGAAAACAUUGCUUUCACCCUUUACUCCACAUUUGGGGCCUUCUACAUCCCCCUUAUACUCAUCCUUAUCCUUUACUACAAAAUAUACCAAGCAGCUAAAAUUCUUUACCACAAAAGAGGGCCCAGCCCCAUGAAGAAGAUUGAGAUAAAUGGACACAAGAUCCCUAUGUGCUCAGACAGAGAACAGCAGAACCAUGAUGCACUCACCCUACCAGAGAAGUCAAUGUCAGAACCCUCUACAGAGGGCGACAGGGGACGCAUCUCUGCAGCAAGCCCAAAUUUUCAGCUUCACAGUGAGAGGUCGAUCAAAAGACAACGGAUUUCAGGGGCACGUGAAAGAAAGGCAGCCAUGACACUGGGCCUCAUUCUUGGAGCAUUUGUCAUCUGUUGGCUGCCAUUCUUCAUUCAGGAAGUGAUUAUCAACAGCUGCAGCAGUUGCAUCCCCUCCAGUGAAAUAACUACAUUUUUGACCUGGCUAGGAUACCUUAACUCCCUAAUCAACCCACUCAUUUAUACUGUCUUCAAUGAGGACUUCAAGAAAGCCUUUCAUAAACUGAUCAUGUGCCGGAAUGAGCUAUGAUUCAGAAAAUGGAAUAUCAUUGCUUUCAUAGAAAACAUUAAAUAUUGAUGUGAAAUUUUGAAAAUGGGAGAGAAAAUGAAGAUUUCUGUAAUGCAGGUGAAUAUUUAAAACUGAUGACUUUUUCGUAUUGUUUUCAUACUUCCAGUUUAUCUGUAAAAAUACACACACUGCCCAUCAAAAGUUUGGUGACACCUUGCUUUUUUUCCAAGUGAAUUUUGACCUUAAAUGAUCCUGAACACACUUUAAAACUGUGCAGGAGAAAUUUGGAGAAGCAGUGCUGUCUGGAACAGUCACCCAACCUUCACCCAAGAUGUACUGGGAUGAGUCAGUUUGAAAGGUUUGAGAGACAGAGGUGUCCACUGGGAUGUCCUGCAAGUGGUACAAACUCUCUCAGUAACAUAUGCAUAAACUUUGUCCACAGUUUGUGUGAAGAAAGUGUGACAGUUUUUAUUGCUGAGAUUUUUGAAUGAACAUAUAUACAUUAAUUGUCUUUUAUUUAUCCAUUCACAUACACUAUAUGGCCAAAGGUUUGUUGAUACCUGACCAUCACAUCUGUAUGUGCACCUUCCCCAAACUGUUGCCACAAAGUUGGAAGCACAUAAGUGUACAGAAUGUCUUUGUAUGCUGUAGCAUUACAAUUUCCCUUCACUGGAACUAAGGGAACCAAACCUGUUCCAGCAUGACAAUGUCCCUGUGCACAAAGCGUGCUUCAUGAAGACAUGGUUGGCCAAGGCUGAAGUGGAAGAACUUGGGGGUCCUGCACAGAGCCAUGACCCCAACCUUACUGAACACCUUUGGGAUGAACUGGAACACAAACUGCAAACGUGGCCUUCUCGCCCAACAAUACCUGACAUCACUAAUGCUCUUGUGGCUGAAUGGGAAAAUCCCCACAGCCACGCUCCAAAAUCUAGUGGAAAGACUUCCCAGAAGAGUGGAGGUUAUUAUAACAGCAAAGGGGAACUAAAUCUGGAAUGUGCCAUUCAAAAAGUACAUACGAGUAUUAUGGUCAGGUGUCCACAAACUUUUGGCCAUAUAAUGUAUUUACAUCUGAUAUUUUCCUCAAAACCUGAUUAAUCCUUAAUUUAUAAUCCCCAAACACUGAAGUAGAUUACAGGCUGAGUUUUUUUUCAUUACAAACAUCAUACAUGUAAGGUGGUGUACGAAAAUAAUAAAUCUUAUGGGAUUAUAAUAACCAUAAAAUUUAAAUAACAAAUCUGCUUGUAUUUUUCAGUAUAAUUCUUAAUGUUAUUUAAAUUGAAUG
Pangasianodon hypophthalmus (striped catfish) is the source of this 2459-nucleotide messenger RNA. RefSeq names its product 5-hydroxytryptamine (serotonin) receptor 1Fa (gene htr1fa). Gene Ontology annotation, cellular component: plasma membrane. Gene Ontology annotation, biological process: adenylate cyclase-activating adrenergic receptor signaling pathway. The transcript has a single exon. The coding region runs from base 29 to 1198 and encodes 389 amino acids. Gene Ontology annotation, molecular function: G protein-coupled serotonin receptor activity. The record is from RefSeq and is a predicted model, not a curated record. NCBI's taxonomy places the organism in Eukaryota, Metazoa, Chordata, Actinopteri, Siluriformes, Pangasiidae.